AUGAAAAGGUAUCCUAACCUGUCCUUACGUCGUCCAGAAGCAACCAGCUUAUCGCGUGCCACAAGUUUCAACAAGAAAAAUGUAAAAGACUUCUUUGAUAACCUGGAGAAAGAAAUGAAGGAACAUAAUUUCAGUCCAACUGACAUAUACAAUUCAGAUGAAACUGGGUGCACAACCGUUCAGAAAGUUGGAAACACUAAAGUAGUUGCUUGUACAAGUGAAAAACAAGUUGGCAAAAUCACUUCGGGAGAAAGAGGAACAUUAGUAACAAUGCUUGGCACAAUAAAUGCUGCUGGGAAUUCAGUACCGCCAUUCUUGGUAUUUCCUCGUGUGCAUUUCAAACAAUCCAUGCUAUAUGGAGCUCCGCCUGGAACUGUUGGUGUAGCAAAUCCAUCAGGAUGGAUGACCUCAGAGAACUUUACUGUAUAUAUGCAACACUUUAUUAAGGCAACCAAAUGCUCGAAAGAGCGUCCUGUUCUGUUGAUAUUAGAUAAUCAUGAAUCUCAUAUAUCAAUUGAAACAAUUUUCCUUGCCAAGGAUAAUGGUGUUACUAUGUUAACACUUCCGCCUCACUGUAGUCACAAAAUGCAGCCCCUAGACCGUUCUGUGUAUGGUCCUUUCAAGAGCCUCUACACCAAGGCAGCAAAUGAUUUUAUGAUAAGUCACCCUGGCCAGCCAAUCACAAUUCAUAAUGUAAGUCAGAUUAUCGGCAAAGCUUACCCACUGGCAUUUACUCCAAGGAAUAUCAAUUCCGGAUUCAAAAUAUCUGGUAUCCAUCCUUUUGACGCCAACAUCUUCAGUGAUGAAGAUUUCAUGUGCUCAUACGUAACAGAUAGGCCAAUAACUGAAAACGUCACACAUGUUGCUGUCAAUGGAUAGACAGUUCCUUUACUUACGAUGUUUUAGUGGCAAUUUUACUCAUGUGAAUUUAGAAGACACCUAGUCACACAUGUUGUUGUCAUUGGUUAGAUAAUUUUGUGGUCUAAAUUACUGCAUUUAGACUGAAUUUGGUUUUUCUUAAUUAUUGAAUAAAUAAUUCUGUUUGCAAAA
Messenger RNA from Ylistrum balloti, 1050 nucleotides. RefSeq lists its product as uncharacterized. Gene Ontology annotation, cellular component: nucleus. The coding region runs from base 1 to 879 and encodes 292 amino acids. The transcript has a single exon. Gene Ontology annotation, molecular function: DNA binding. Lineage: Eukaryota; Metazoa; Mollusca; Bivalvia; Pectinida; Pectinidae. The record is from RefSeq and is a predicted model, not a curated record.